Porites lobata is the source of this 321-nucleotide messenger RNA. The record is from the annotation of a GenBank genome assembly. NCBI's taxonomy places the organism in Eukaryota, Metazoa, Cnidaria, Anthozoa, Scleractinia, Poritidae.
UUAUGUUCUGUACGUGUAGGAGCUCUAAAGUUCCUCCAGGAUCCUCCACAACUCCAGGCAUCUCACGUCGGCUGGAGCGUUGACUACAAUUGCACAACAGAUGACCCAUAUGCCACAGUGUCACUUCUACAUUCUAGAGAUUUUGGGCUUUCUUAUAAUGUGUUACAGGUCUCACCAAGCAAACUUCUUUUGAGGAAACAAGUGUUCACCAUAGUAAACCUUAUUCUUCGGAUGGAGGAAACUAUAAAUGCAAGGCAACGGACCAGUCAGGUCAAACUAUUGAAUGGAACAGUGGUUCAAUGUUAUAUAUACAAGCAGGUC